Elaeis guineensis (African oil palm) is the source of this 1001-nucleotide messenger RNA. RefSeq names its product actin-depolymerizing factor 5. Lineage: Eukaryota; Viridiplantae; Streptophyta; Magnoliopsida; Arecales; Arecaceae. Gene Ontology annotation, molecular function: actin binding. The record is from RefSeq and is a predicted model, not a curated record. Gene Ontology annotation, biological process: actin filament depolymerization. Gene Ontology annotation, cellular component: actin cytoskeleton.
AUAUUUAGAGACAGAUGAAUAAUGCUGCAGAUUGGGUUGUUUCUCAUAUUAGGAAACGCAUUGGCUUAGUGAUCUGCAUGGUCCCCUUGGUGGUGCGCGCUCUCCUAGUUGCGUAACUUGGUGUGCUAUAUCUUUACUAGGGCUGUGUAAUUAUACCUUCGAACCGGAAAAAAGAAAAAGCUGGUGUAAUUUGGAUGGAGGACAAGGACAAAACUCUGAAAAGUUCGGGUCUAUAUAAUAUUCCCGAGCCUCCACAUCCCAAAGGCCAACUGAGGGAGGACAUACCGGCAGCUCCACCACCCCUACUGCAACCAUGGCUAUGGCUUUCAAGAUGGCGACGGAGGGGAUGAGCGUAAAGGAGGAGUGCCGGCGGUCGUUCAUGGAAAUGAAGUGGAAAAAGGUGCACCGAUACAUCGUGUACAAGAUCGACGAGGGGUCCAGAGCUGUGAUGGUGGACAAGGUGGGUGGUCCUGGCGAGGGAUAUGAAGACCUGGCCGCUUCCCUCCCCACCGACGACUGCCGCUAUGCCGUCUUCGACUUCGACUUCGUCACCGUCGACAAAUGCCAGAAGAGCAAGAUCUUCUUCAUUACAUGGUCUCCAGCUGCAUCAAGGAUAAGAGCAAAGAUGCUAUACGCCACCUCUAAACAAGGGUUGAGAAGGGUGCUUGAGGGGGUCCACUAUGAGGUGCAGGCCACCGAUCCUACUGAGAUGGGGUUUGAUGUUAUCAGAGAAAGGGCCAAAUGAGCAGCUAAAACUGCUCUAGACUGCUGCUGCUGUUUGCUGACUGUGCUUCUCUGGUUGCUUAUUUAUCUACAUUUAGAUGUGUCUAUUUAUAUGUCAAAAACUUUAUGAUACCACUGCUUAGAUGCUUACCAAGGAGUGGGGGCUGGCAAGCUUAGCCACCCAUUUGCUCUUUUAAAAAGUUUGUAUCAUUGCACUUAAUUUAGUGGCUAGUGGUGUUGUGAGGUGAGAAUGAAGACAAGUGUGUUGUUCUCCAUUU